AGUCCCAGGGAGGACUAAACCCAGUUAACACCGCGCUGGCCCGCCCCGCAAGUGGAGGCGGAGCUUCUGGGAGCCUUCGGCGGGGCGGGGGCCUGCUUAGAGCGCCUCCUCCACGACGUGGUCUGCGUGAUAAUGGGGCGUUGGAUGGAACGUGUCCUCUGUUGCCUCCGCCGCUGCGGGGCUCGGAGAAGUGCCGCUGCUUGUGCAUUCCCGACUAGGAUUUCCAAAUUUUAAGAUUCUAGGUGGAAAGGGCCCUGACAUUAGCUCUGAAUGUGUCAGGGACGCAUUGGGAGUCGGGGCGCGGUGUAAGGUGAGGCGGCCGGUCACGUCUGGGCACCAUGAAUUACUCUGGCCCAGGCUCCCCACUGAGCCCGGAGCCUAACGGCCGGGGCGGCGGAGGCGCCUGGGAACUGAGUUCGGAGGCGGUUUAUAGUAGUGUCUGCUGCUACGAGCACCUCCCCGGCGGGGACCCGACUGAUGCCGAGGUGACCUUGGCCCUGCUGGGCGGGGAUCCGGGGCUGCCCCUGGCGCAGGGCUUGGAAGAGCACAGCCAUCACUUGACUCUGGAUUCCUGCCUCAGCGACGAGACGUACGACUUCAGUUCGGCAGAGUCGGGCACCUCCCUACGCUACUACAGCGAGGGCGACAGCUGCGGCGGCGGCGGCGGUGGUAGCAGCUCCUCUUCGCUGCUGAUUCCCGCGCAGGCUCAGCAGUCGUCUCUGCACCCCGGCGGUGCGGCGGCUGCGACUGCAGGUUCGGGGGAGAGGACGCGAACCCGCCCGGGCUGCCAGGCUUCCCGGCAUCGCUAUGAAGUGGUGGCCGAGUUGGGCCCGGAGGAGGUCCGCUGGUUUUACAAGGAAGAUAAGAAGACCUGGAAGCCAUUCAUCGGCUACGACUCUCUUCGCAUUGAGCUGGCCUUCCGGAACCUGAUUCAGGUGACUGACAACAGGCCGCGGGCCAUGCGACCGGAGCCCGCCCCAGCCUCGAGCUCUGGGGAGGAGGAUGAGGAUAGCGCCUGUGGCUACUGCAGGAGCGCGGUCCUGAGCGAGCCGGAGCUGGAGGAGCUGGUCCACAUCGAGCCGGUGUGCGUCCGAGGCGGGCUCUACGAGGUGGACGUGGCCCAGGGAGAGUGCUACCCCGUCUACUGGAAUCAAAGUGACAAAAUACCAGUAAUGCGUGGACAGUGGUUCAUUGAUGGUACUUGGCAGCCACUAGAAGAGGAAGAAAGCAAUUUAAUUGAACAAGAACACCUUAAGUGUUUCAAGGGUCAACAGAUGCAAGAAAAUUUUGAUAUUGAAGUGUCAAGACCCAUGGAUGGAAAAGAAGUUGUCUACCACCUCCCUCCCUUCUCCCUCCCUUUGUUCAAAUGGAGAGGAUAUAAGGAGAGUACAGAUGCUGCAUGUCUUAAACGAAAGCGUUCCCAAGCUAUUCAUAGUUUCAAGUUGAGUCGAAACCAUGUGGACUGGCAUAGUGUGGAUGAGGUAUAUCUUUACAGUGAUGCAACAACAUCUAAAAUUGCAAGAACAGUUACACAAAAGCUGGGUUUUUCUAAAGCUUCAAGUAGUGGGACCAGACUCCACCGAGGCUAUGUGGAAGAAGCUACCUUGGAAGACAAGCCCUCACAGACUACUCAUAUUGUGUUUGUGGUGCAUGGCAUUGGGCAGAAGAUGGACCAAGGAAGAAUAAUCAAAAAUACAGCCAUGAUGAGAGAUGCUGCAAGAAAAAUAGAAGAAAAGCACUUUUCUAAUCAUGCAACACAUGUUGAAUUUCUGCCUGUUGAGUGGAGAUCAAAACUUGCUCUUGAUGGAGACACCGUUGAUUCUAUUACUCCUGACAAAGUACGAGGCUUAAGGGAUAUGUUGAACAGCAGUGCCAUGGACAUAAUGUAUUAUACGAGUCCACUUUAUAGAGAUGAGCUAGUUAAAGGUCUUCAGCAGGAGCUGAAUCGAUUAUAUUCACUUUUCUGUUCUCGGAAUCCAGACUUUGAAGAAAAGGGGGGUAAAGUCUCAAUAGUGUCACAUUCCUUAGGAUGUGUAAUCACUUACGACAUAAUGACUGGCUGGAAUCCUGUUCGACUUUAUGAACAACUGAUGCAGAAGGAAAGUGAGCUACCUGAUGAACGAUGGACAAGCUAUGAAGAACGACAUCUCCUGAAGGAACUCUAUCUAACUAAGCAGAGGUUGAAAGAAAUAGAAGAAAGAUUGCAAGGAUUGAAGAGAUCAACUAUAACACAAACACCUGCCUUAAAAUUUAAGGUUGAGAAUUUUUUCUGCAUGGGAUCCCCACUAGCAGUUUUUUUGGCAUUACGUGGCAUCCGUCCAGGAAAUAAUGGAAGUCAAGACCACAUUUUGCCUAGAAUCAUAUGUAACCGGUUACUAAAUAUUUUUCAUCCGACAGAUCCAGUUGCUUAUAGAUUAGAACCGUUAAUUUUGAAACACUAUAGCAACAUUUCACCUGUCCAAAUACAUUGGUAUAAUACUACAAAUCCUCUACCUUAUGAACAUAUGAAGCCAAGUUUUCUGAACCCUGUGAAAGAACCUACCUCAGCAUCAGAGAAUGAAAAUUUGUCAGCAGUAUCAAGUCCAGUGACUUCACCUGUCAUGUCUCGACGACAUUAUGGGGAAUCUAUAACAAAUAUAGGCAAAGCCAGCAUAUUAGGAGCUGCUAGCCUUGGGAAAGGGCUUGGAGGAAUGUUGUUUUCAAGAUUUGGACGUUCUAGUAGUUUAUCCACACCACAGCCAUCGGACACAUCAAAAGAAGUAACGGAAGAAGAAAAGAAACCCAUCAGCCCACCAGUCAGCACCACUAUGGCCACACAGACCUUUCCACACAGCACUUCCGGCUUUCUCGAUUCUACAUUGGAACUGGAUCACAGGAUUGAUUUUGAACUCAGAGAAGGCCUUGUGGAAAGCCGAUAUUGGUCAGCUGUAACGUCACAUACUGCGUAUUGGUCAUCCUUGGAUAUUGCCCUCUUUCUUUUAACUUUCAUGUACAAACACGAACAAGACAAUGAUGCAAAGCCAAAGUUAGAUCCAAUCUGAACUUCUGAAGGAACUUUAAUGGCACAAAAUUGAUGCUUGUUAAAAUUCAAUAUGUUUAAGACACAGAGGUUUCAGGUUUAAGUAUGUUUCAGUUUUAUUGGGGCAAGAAAUAUUUGUAUUUAAAAGCACUUUAUUUUUUUUUUAAAAUAUUAAGUCCUAACCUGAAUGAGUUAAUUUCAAAUUUUUAGAUAGCACUCUAUAUGGCAUCACAGAAGAAUGGUUGCUAAGGAAGACUUGAAAGGCCACUAUGGUAGCAAUCAUAAAACUGUUAAUUUAAGUAUAAAGAUUCAUUAUUCAAUGGAAUCCAAUUAGUUAACUAAAUAUAUGCACCUAAAAAUUUAUUUUAUGUAAGAAUAAAAAACAAAAGGCAGUGUUUUAAAUUAAAUCUACAUUUCCACAGUAACAUUGAGGCCCUUCUAACUACACAUUUAGAUUUUGUUGAAUUUAACUUAAUUACGUAACUAAUGUUUUAAAAAGAAACAAAUGGCUAACUACUGUAUUUAUAAUUUAUUACCUCUAAUUAUUUUAUUCUAAUGGUUGACGCAUUACUUUAAAAAAGAAAAACUUAAUUGGGCAUAAUUUAAGAAGUACAUUUCUACAGUGUUAUUUUUUUCCAGAAAAAAGAAAAUCUUUGUACUCUUCAGUUGAAUAUAUAGACAUUAUGGCAAAUUUUCAGUAUUUUUUUUUAUUUAAAAAUUUGUAGUUUCACACAAAUACUAUUCUAGUUAAGUUCUUUUUCCCUGCAAAAUUCUGUGAUUCUUUAAGGUACAUAUGUAACAUGAGAGAACUUUUUUAAAAGAUAAUUAGUUAAAAGCUUUAAGUAAAAAAAUUCAUAUCUCCCCAAGUUAAGUGACUUUAUGAAAUUCUACUAAAAUAUAUUUUCCAGAUGUUUAGGUAAUAUCAAAAUUUAAGGCAUAAAUUUUUAGGGCACUAGAAGAGUUUUCCUCAAGAUAAACAGUUUCCAAAGUGCUUUUCAUCUGAGGAGCCUGAAGUGCUUUAAAAGCCAUUCAGUAAUCUUCACAGUAGUUCCCAGAAGUAGAAAAAUGAAAAUCGUUCUCAUUUUACAGAUGAGUAAACUGAGGCACCAAGAUUUUUUUAAGUGCCUUGAGCUAGAUUAUAUAAAUUAGAAAAUAGAUUGCAGCCAAAUUUCUCUCCUCUGUAUUAUUAGCAAGACCAAUUCACAUUCUAAUUUGUAACCUGUUAGGGGUCUGCAAAUGAUAAUAUGUAUGUUACACCCUCAUAGUUUACACACAAAAAGCCAUGGGAUCAAUACUCUUCCCCAUUCCAUUCUUGUAAAUAUGUCGCAUGAGAAUGAGGUGUUUAAAAGGUAAUGCCAGAAAAGAAGCUGUCUGCCUCACCUUCCAUGCCAUCCUUAUUUUAUUCAUCCCUCAGGAAAAGUACUGAGUGUGAAGACAUCUCUGAUUAUCCUUGUAUGUUUUUAUACAUAUAUACAUACAUACGUAUAUGUAUAUUAUAUAUGUAUGUUUAUAUCUAUGUAUUUGUACACAUACAAGUCAUAUUUUCUGUUUUGGCCUUUCCAUAAAUUUAUAUAAAGUAAACCAAUUAUUUGAAGGUUCAAAAAAAAUAAUAAGACCAUAUUACUUACUAGCAUAUGAUUCACUAAGAAACUUUUGCUGUAAAAAGCUAUUAAUGAGAUCCCAUUAAUGCUGAAGCAGUUCACUUUCAAAUUUAGAAAUUCCCAUGAACUCAGGUCAUUUCCUUUGCCUGUUUAUUUUCUUGGGUCCAAUUCAGAUCUCAGGAUAAACAAACACAUCUCAAACAACUGAGUGAAUCGCUCAUAAGGUACUUGAAGACAUCUCCCUGUGUGUGGUUUGACACUUACCCUGAACUGUUUUUAGAGUUUUUCUUCAUAGUUGGAAUGCAAAGCAUUCUUUUUACCUGAAAGAGAGCAAAAUACUGUACUGUCCAUUUGAUUUGAUGUUCUUACAAUGACAGGAAAACAUUCGUCCAACUAUGGAAAAGGUUUGUUUUGUUCUAUAUCAAGAAAGUCACAUGAAGUUAAGCUUUUUUGAUGUUUUGGAGUUCGGUGCAUAAGAAGGGUCAGGUUGCUUAUUCUUUUUUAUCUUUAAAUGAGACCUUCUGACCACCAUAAGCUUCUUUUCUUUUUAAUGUGAGAGGAUUAUGUGUAUUGAUAGACACUACAGUUUUGAUUUUAUAGGACUGUACUUGUUUCUGUAGCUCUGCAUGUGUUCAUGGGAUGUACCUGUACAUACUCAAGUAACACACAGUAUGUGUACUUCAGGCUUGAUUUAGCUGUCAGUUACUGGGUAACAUUUUUGCAUCCUUAUUUGAGCAACUACGAAAUUGGCCGUAAGUAUUUGUUAUUUAGUGUACCACUAUGGUGAUUAUCCUGGGUACUGUUCAAAUAAUUUCGUCUUAUUAUAGUUUCCCAAAAGCUAUUAAAAGUUAAAGUGGCGAAACAUAUUGAUUGGAAAUUGUGCCAUUAAAGAAUAUUUUAACCAUUUCUCUAAAAUCAAUUUUUAUGAUUUUUUUUUGUUUUUCACCUGUAAAAUAUAGUUACUUGCUAGGCUGUUUCAGUUAAAUUGUCAUUGUUUCAUAAUUGGGUUUUUCUGUGUUUGCAAAUCUUAAUUGUAAAUCCCACUUGCUUCUUAUAAGCUCCUCUUCCAUGAAGAGGCUUAGGAAGUUUAUAUUUUCUUUGUUUAUAUUGGACACCAGUUGGAAUCUUUACCCUGGGUUUCCUAACAGGGAAUUAAAUUUUUUUUUAGUUAGGAAAAAAAAUCACUGGAGACAAGUUGAACUUUUUUUUUCCCCUCAAAAAAAAAUAUUCCUCUGGGAGAUUGUAAUGUUGAAAACAUGAGCUUUUUCUUUACCUUUGCUUUUGGAUGUGGGAGUUUUAUUCAUUUAUGCUUUCUCUCCUUCCUAUAAUUGAGGCAGAUCUUGAAGAAGUAUUUACAUUCAUUAAGAAUAAAUGUAGUCUGUAAUAUC
Molecule: messenger RNA, 6008 nt
Organism: Trichosurus vulpecula (common brushtail)
Lineage: Eukaryota; Metazoa; Chordata; Mammalia; Diprotodontia; Phalangeridae
Gene: DDHD1
Product: DDHD domain containing 1
Exons: 13
Coding region: 339-3041 (900 amino acids)
Cellular component (GO): cytoplasm
Molecular function (GO): metal ion binding; glycerophospholipase activity
Source: RefSeq, a predicted model, not a curated record